Molecule: messenger RNA, 4724 nt
Organism: Ornithodoros turicata
Lineage: Eukaryota; Metazoa; Arthropoda; Arachnida; Ixodida; Argasidae
Gene: PCB
Product: pyruvate carboxylase, mitochondrial-like
Exons: 22
Coding region: 743-4387 (1214 amino acids)
Biological process (GO): gluconeogenesis; pyruvate metabolic process
Cellular component (GO): cytoplasm
Molecular function (GO): ATP binding; metal ion binding; pyruvate carboxylase activity
Source: RefSeq, a predicted model, not a curated record
AAUUAAAUGCUCCAAUUUAUUUGCAGUUAUGUGUCUGGAGGAAGCUUUAGAUGAACACAAAUAUUUCACUAAAGAAAAACUUACAAUAGAAAUACAAGAAAAAAACAAAUGCUUCACUAUACAAAACUUAAAACAUACAUGCUCAGACAAACACAAAAUACAAGAAAUGCAGUGACUAUUCUGUAGACCAAACCACAUGAUAGGCGUCCGUGGUGAGGCCAUGCGGCGUCCGCAUCAAGUGUGGAAAAAUGCCAUGCCAUACUUAAUCUAACCUAACCAUACCUAACCAAACCUAAUUCUAGAACAUAAGAAAGGUGCUGUGGCCCUAACUUAACCUAAUUUGGAACAAAAGUUUAGUAAAUUUUUUUGUACUAACAGUGGUCGCCCAAACACGCCCGUACAAUACUGCCCACAUGUCCACAUUCACUGCAACUCUGAGAUAAGAAAAAAGGACUCAAACGUUGCGCCCGAGGUAAAACAGCACCCGGAGCAAAGAAAAAAAAAACGUUUCUAUCCACACUUUCUGAUUUCCCAGUCAGUGAUGCUAACCACUACACCACAUCAGCAUUGCAUCAGCAUAGUGAAUUCUGCAACCACUAAUCUUGUGAUUCGGUCGGUCUGGUCCACAGAAUAAAACGGAUGCUUAUCCUGUGGUCUGGUCGACAAAAUAAUCACUGCGUACAAGAAACUGCUGAAGAAGUAGAACAAGAUGGAAAGUACAGAGUGAUCCAGGUGAGACGACAUGAGGGCUCUUCUACAGGUUGGAGGGGUGGCCAGAAGACGUGCACUAUGGCGUUUAUCACAUUCAAGAAUGCACUCCACUUCACCACACGUGGAGUACAAACCAAUCAAGAAAUUACUUGUAGCCAACAGAGGCGAGAUUGCCAUCCGUGUGUUCCGAGCAUGCAACGAACUGGGCAUUCGCUCAGUGGCCAUCUACUCCGAGCAGGACAAAAUGCAUAUGCAUCGGCAGAAAGCGGACGAGUCCUACCUCAUCGGAAAGGGUCUCUCCCCGGUCCAGGCUUAUCUCAAUGUGCCAGAAAUAGUCAAGAUUGCUCAGGAAAAUAACGUGGACGCCAUCCAUCCUGGCUACGGGUUCCUUUCAGAAAGGGCUGACUUCGCUCAGGCAUGUAUAGAUGGUGGCAUCCGUUUCGUUGGACCAACACCCGAAGUGAUGGCCAAGAUGGGGGACAAGAUUGCUGCUCGCCAAUCAGCUAUCGCCGCAGAUGUGCGAGUGGUGCCAGGAACUGAUAGUCCAAUAACAACGACGGAAGAAGCAAUGGAGUUUGUGAAGGAACAUGGGCUGCCCAUCAUCUUUAAGGCUGCCUAUGGAGGAGGGGGUCGUGGAAUGAGAGUGGUCAAGGAGUCAAAGGAUGUGGAAGAAAGUUUUCAGAGGGCAUCAUCUGAAGCCAAAUCUGCCUUUGGCAAUGGUGCCAUGUUCAUUGAACGGUUCAUAGAGAGGCCCAGGCACAUCGAGGUGCAGCUGCUGGGCGACCAUACGGGUGACGUGGUGCAUCUGUACGAACGUGAUUGUUCUGUUCAGCGAAGGCAUCAAAAAGUCAUCGAGAUAGCCCCUGCUAUUAACUUAGAUCCCAAGGUACGGCAGGCGAUACUGCAGGAUGCUGUAAGGCUGGCCAAGCAUGUUGGUUAUUCAAAUGCUGGUACCGUAGAAUUUCUGCUAGAUAAAACAGGGAGGUACUACUUCAUCGAGGUUAAUGCCAGACUACAGGUUGAACACACCAUCACGGAAGAGAUCACUGGGGUAGACCUGGUGCAGUCGCAGAUUCGAAUCACAGAAGGAAGGACUCUAAAGGAGCUGGACCUUGUGCAAGAUAAGAUCAAGCCACAGGGGUGUGCCAUUCAGUGCCGUGUCACCACUGAAGACCCUGCAAAGAAUUUUCAACCUGACACUGGACGCAUAGAGGUUUUCAGAAGCGGUGAAGGCUUUGGCAUUCGACUCGAUGGAGCCUCUGCAUUCGCUGGUGCCAUCAUUUCUCCGUACUAUGACUCCCUCUUGGUGAAAGUGAUAUCUCAUGCCAAAGACAUGAAGUCUGCUGCUGCAAAAAUGAACCGAGCAUUGCAAGAGUUCCGCGUCCGUGGUGUCAAGACAAACAUUCCAUUUCUGCUCAACGUAUUUCAAAAUGAAGAAUUUCUUGAGGCGCACAGCAUUGACACCCACUUCAUCGAUGAGCACCCCGAGCUUUUCAACUUUGUGCCCACACAGAAUAGGGCCCAAAAACUGCUGUACUAUUUGGGUAAUGUCAUGGUGAAUGGACCCAUGACUCCCCUGGCUACCCCGCUUAAACCAUCUGAGAUCAGUCCAGUUGUUCCAGAGAUUGACCCAGGCUUGAUUGUAGAACGUGCUACCCACAGCUCUGUGCCUCACCAGCAUGACGGAACCCGUGGUCCACGUGAUUCCCGUGCUCCAUGCCCUAUCUGCGUGGAGCCUCCUGAGGGCCUGCGAGAUGUGCUGUUGCGUGAGGGUCCUGAAGGCUUUGCCAAAGCAGUGCGCAAUCACGACGGCCUUCUGUUGAUGGACACAACAUUCCGGGAUGCCCACCAGUCCUUGUUGGCUACUAGAGUGCGCACCUUCGACCUGCUCAAGAUCAGCCCUUUUGUUGCACACAACUUCAACAGGUUCUACAGUCUCGAGAACUGGGGUGGUGCAACAUUCGACGUCGCAAUGCGAUUCUUGCACGAGUGCCCUUGGGAGCGGCUGAGAGAGAUGAGGCAAUUGAUCCCGAACAUCCCAUUCCAAAUGCUCCUGCGUGGUGCCAAUGCUGUUGGCUAUACUUCUUAUCCAGACAACGUUGUCUACAAAUUCUGUCAAAUUGCCAAAGAAUGUGGCAUGGAUAUAUUCCGGGUUUUUGAUUCUCUUAAUUAUGUACCAAACCUGCUCCUUGGGAUGGAUGCCGCUGGAAAGGCAGGUGGUGUUGUGGAAGCAGCCAUAUCUUACACGGGUGAUGUCUCAAACCCAAACAGGACGAAAUACAACUUGGAUUACUACCUCAAGCUCUCCGACGAAUUGGUCAAGGCUGGUACACACAUCCUUUGCAUCAAGGACAUGGCAGGUCUGCUGAAGCCACAAGCAGCACGCCUGCUUGUGAAAGCACUGCGGGAUCGCCACCCAGAUGUUCCCAUCCACAUUCACACUCACGACACAGCUGGUGCUGGAGUGGCAUCCAUGCUGGAGUGUGCAGCAUCGGGUGCUGACGUGGUGGACGUGGCUGUCGACUCCAUGUCUGGCAUGACCUCUCAACCUAGCAUGGGUGCAAUCAUUGCGUGUCUACAAGGUUCCAAGCACAAGACACGGAUCUCUCUCGAGAAUGUGAGCAAAUACUCCGCCUACUGGGAGCAAGCACGUACCCUGUAUGCUCCAUUCGAAUGUGCUGUCACUAUGAAGAGCGGCAAUGCAGACGUGUACGAGAAUGAGAUUCCUGGUGGCCAGUACACCAACCUUCAGUUCCAGGCAUUUAGCUUGGGUCUUGGAGAGCACUUUGAAAGCAUUAAGAAAGCAUACAAGGAAGCCAACAAUCUUCUUGGAGACAUUAUCAAGGUGACACCAUCAUCAAAGGUUGUGGGUGACUUGGCACAGUUUAUGGUGCAGAAUAAACUCAGCAGUAAAGAUGUCCUAGAGAGAGCUGAAGAGCUGAGUUUUCCUACGUCAGUAGUUGAGUUCAUGCAGGGCUACAUAGGAAUGCCGCAUGGUGGAUUUCCGGAGCCUUUGCGAAGUAAGAUUCUAAAAGACACCGUGCGGAUCGAGGGACGUCCUGGUCAGACUCUGCCUCCCAUGGACUUAGAAGCCCUCAAGAAAAAGCUGGUGGAAAAGCAUGGGCCAAAGGUAACCAAUGAGGACGUCAUGAGUGCAGCAAUGUACCCAAAGGUGUGCGACGACUUCCUCACCUUCCGAAACACAUAUGGACCAGUAUGCCUACUUGACACGCGGGUCUUCCUUGUUGGACCCAAUGUUGGAGACCACUUUGAGGUGGUUCUAGAAAAAGGUAAAACUCUUCACAUUAAGACCCUGGCCGUUUCAGCGAAUGUCACAGAGGAGGGGGAGAGAGAAGUGUUCUUUGAACUCAAUGGACAACUACGUUCCGUGUUUGUCAAGGAUCUGACGCUCAGCGAGGAAAUUGUGGUGCACCCAAAAGCUAACAAAGAUGUCAAAGGCAGCGUGGGGGCACCCAUGCCAGGCACAGUUUUGGACGUCAGAGUCAAGGAAGGGGACACAGUGAAGAAGGGUGACCCCCUGGUGGUGCUAAGUGCCAUGAAGAUGGAGAUGGUGGUACAGGCUCCCAUCGCAGGAAAGGUCAAGAGCAUCUCUGUCACAAAAGAGAUGAAGUUACAGGGAGACGAUCUCCUUGUGGAGAUAGCCGAAGAGCCCUGAGGUGCUAUGUUGUACAAGUGGCUGUCAGUUACUUUGCUGCAUGGUGAUAGCAGCCUGUAGGAGGCUGUCUAGGCAGUAGGAGGCUGUAGCUAAAUGCUCUGUACUGCACUGUGCUUCAAAGCCUCUAGUCUUAAUAGUAGUCUCAUACUUCAGGGGUUCUUUGAUAGUGCCACCCGAAGUCUUUCAUGCCUGUUGGAAAGCAAAGUAGCACUGACAACAGCUAUCAAUGUCAGCAAUAUUAUUUUUAUCGAGUCUUCCAAACCAAAUGCCCGCUUUGGCACAUCUUUGUUGCAAUUGAGCAAAUAACAAAGUCUAAUAAAGUGUUUAUUGUAUACAA